AUGGCUACAUGUACCGAACACCGCUCUGUCACGAGUUUGGGCGCUUCCGCCUGUGGACACGGCUUCGACAACACCCCCCCAGCGGAGGGCAAUAUACUGGAGGAGGUUCUGGAGGAAGCUGUAUACCUCAAGGAGCCCACAGUCCUGCUCCUGGCCUCUUCCGCUAGCUGUCUCCUCGAUGACUGCCUUCGGAAAGUUGGCAACGACUACACCCGCACGCUCCUACGGCUGUCCCUCGGCGAGGUGGCUAAGGCGUAUCCACGCUUGGACAGCAGGUUGAAACGUGGGUGGAAAACUCCCGAUGCUGCCAUCGGGGAGCUACGCGAGUGUAUGGAUGCGCUUUUUGACGUGCUGUCCACCCUUGACAACGUCAGAGAGGAGAUGAAGGAGGAGGAGGAUGAGGAGGAGAAGGUGGGGAAGGAGGAGGGGGAGGUGGAGGAUGUGACGACGGCGGCGAUACCCGAAGAGCUCGAAUCGGAGUACUCACUGUCAAUGGUGGGAGGAUAUUCUUCGGCAGAGGAUCAGGAUGGGUUGGAGAGGGCUUUCUGGGAGGAGCAAGCAGCACCCCCGACCAACGGGAUGGGUACGCACUGGGAAAUAUACCAGCAGUAUAUCCGGGACAGGUUCCCGCAAGCGGUUGGAGAGCUGGAUGCUGAAGGGCUUGCGAAGGGGAAUGUCGACUGCUAUGACAGGCUGGUGAGGCUGGACGAGGAUCGACUGAAGGAGGAGGAGAAUGUCGCGCAAAGUGCCUAUUUACAACCUGUGCUCGAGGAUUCUGCCAUGCACAUUCAAACAGCCCAGAAAACGCUGGAAAGACUGAAAGCUUUACCAUCGGCGGGUGUCGCCACCACGUUAAAGGACUCCGUAGAGAAAAUGGAAAGAAUGAGUCAGAACCAGUGA
Messenger RNA from Morchella sextelata, 900 nucleotides. RefSeq lists its product as uncharacterized. The record is from RefSeq and is a predicted model, not a curated record. The transcript has 5 exons. The coding region runs from base 1 to 900 and encodes 299 amino acids. Lineage: Eukaryota; Fungi; Ascomycota; Pezizomycetes; Pezizales; Morchellaceae.